AUUGUUUAGACAAAAAAAUUUUUAGACGCAGUUGCACGAGGUUCCAAAAUCGGAACACGCGAAAAAAAAAAAUACAAUUGUUGUAAAUAUUUGUUAAAGUGUUAAAUAUAAACUAAAAAUGAGGUACGGACAAUUGGUAAUGGGACCAGCGGGCAGUGGGAAGUCAACGUACUGUCAAGCUCUACAACGACAUGCUGCCGAUGAAAAUAAAACCAUCCACGUGGUUAACUUGGAUCCGGCUGCUGAAUAUUUUGAAUAUGAACCACUUGUAGAUAUCAGGGAGCUAAUAAGUCUUGAUGAUGCUAUGGAAGAUGAUGAAUUGAAGUUUGGUCCCAAUGGUGGACUCAUUUUUUGUAUGGAGUAUUUAGUAGAGAAUCCAGGAUGGCUGGAUGAACAACUUGGUGAUGUUGAUGAUGACUACAUAAUAUUUGAUUGCCCUGGACAAAUAGAACUUUACAGCCACAUGUCAGUUAUUAAAAAUUUGAUAGACACAUUGCAGAAUUUGAAUUUUCGUUUGUGUGGAAUUUUUCUUAUUGACAGCCAAUUUAUGGUUGACCCACAGAAAUUUAUAUCUGGCACAAUGGCUGCGCUCAGUGUGAUGGUUAAUCUUGAGAUUCCUCAUCUCAAUAUUCUGAGUAAAAUGGAUUUAUUGUCCAAGAAAGCCAAGAAACAGUUGGACAGAUAUUUGGAACCAGAUCCGUAUUAUCUUCUCGCUGACAUGGAAGACGAUCCUUGGAAUGAAAAGUACCGGAAUUUGACUGAAGCUCUAGGUCAGCUGAUUGAGAGCUACAGUCUCGUUAGAUUUCUACCCCUGGAUAUUACGGACGAAGAAAAUAUAUCAGACAUUAGAAUCACUAUUGACAAUGCGGUACAGUAUGGUGAGGAAGAAGAUGUCAAGACGAGAGAUUUUGAUCAACCAGAAGAAAAUGAUGAUGGUGACAACGACUAAUCUAUGUAUUUUUUAAUAAAACUUGAUAAAUAUUUAUUUUCAAAA
Messenger RNA from Microplitis demolitor, 994 nucleotides. Its product is annotated as GPN-loop GTPase 3. The record is from RefSeq and is a predicted model, not a curated record. Bases 119 to 949 code for a protein of 276 amino acids. NCBI's taxonomy places the organism in Eukaryota, Metazoa, Arthropoda, Insecta, Hymenoptera, Braconidae. The transcript has 3 exons. Gene Ontology annotation, molecular function: GTPase activity.